AUGUUGGAUGCGAGCAGCGCGACCAAGGCCAAAAAAGUCGCUGACACAAUGAAAGCUGGCCGGAUGAGCCAGCACGCGUUGCUGACGAGCAGGGUUGAACUACUGGAGCACGUGGAUCAUCUCAUCAAUCCAGCGAAUGCCAUUAGCAAGAUGACGCCUCCGUCUUUGCUGGCCUCCCUCUUGAAGUUGCAAGACGAGGACGUGUCGCUGCCUUUCGACCUCCGGCUUCAAGUCUCAGAGCGCUUCAUGAACGAAGUGUGGGAUGAGAUUGCCCAGGCCAGCACGCACGAGGAGAAGGCUUUCCAGAAGGGGCUCAUCAAAUGGAUGAGGGUGUGCGCUGUGUGGGAAACUUCGAAGGAAAAAUCUGGCGGGAAGCCGGAGGGACGCGAGAGCGACCCCACGUUUGGGUGGAUUCUCCAAGCCAUGCAGGACGAGAUCGGUGUCUUGCUGAAGCUGAAGCAAUUGUCCCCCGAUGAAGCGGAGAAGAAGAAGACGGAAAACCAGGAGGCUUUGUCCGAGUACCUCAUCGAUUGCCUUGCGAGCGAGCAGUUGCUCACGAUGUUUCAGACACCCACAAAGGAUUGCCGCAAGAAGUUGCUUCUGAUCUCGGAGGCCUUUCUGAAGGCUUUUGCCGAGGCGAAGUCUCAGAAGCUUGUCUACGAAGAGCUUCCGGAAGUCGUGUGUGCUGUGUUGGAUCGGUUCCGUGCCAUUUGCAGUGCUUGCGUCAGCCUGAAUCAUCCCCGUCCGGGGCACGCCGGAUCGAAUACAAAGGACUUGUUGGACUUGGUGACCCAUUCCACAUCUCAUUCGGCAGAAAAGAGGCUGCGCAAGGCUUUCACGGAGCCGGGCUCCGUGUGGCAAAAGCUGUACGAUGAGCUGCUCAGUAAGGGACAGAGCACAACAACCCUGAUCCCGCUGCUUGACGAGCUCACGGAGCAGCUCGAGAGCUGCGACGGGGGCCUGAGCUCCUUGGACCCACAGAUGCUCAAACUCUGUGUAGAGAGCCGCCCGCGAUUCGUCGACGAGAUGCGGGGCGGCUUGGUGCAGAAUUUUGAUUUGCAGCUGUGCAGGGUGGCCCUGCUGAUCGCCAAGGCAGUGCCGCGCCACUCGGCUGAGGAGCUGGCUUCGAUCAACCCUGGCUUCAGUGUGGACCAUGCCAUGGCAGCACUAGACGCCUGUCUUGAGGCGCCAGGAGUGGCCGAAGCGAAGAAGGGUUUGCAGGGGUGGCACAAACGGGAAAAGUCCUCCAUCCAGCUGCUCGAGCUCUUCAAGGUGUUGGAGUACUACCCCGACAAGAUCACAACGGAUUUUCCCGAAGACUUGCACUUUCCUUUUCAUGGCAAGAUCCUCUUUGACAGCAUCCUGGCAGUCGGGACGGAGACAUUGAGCAAAAAUGAGAAAGCUCGCCGACUUUGCGGAGUAGCCUAUGGCGUGCUUUUCGAGAGCUUGUUGCAGGUGUGGCUGCUCAUCAUGCUCAUCACUGAUGGCCCCGUCAGUUUUUGCGUCAUUUUUCGGAACAUGCUGCAUCCUUUGGCAUUGCACGGCGCGGUUCCCGGCCAGGAGUGGAAGGAUGAUGUCAAGGCUGUCGUGACACUGGGCAUCAAGGCUAUUCAUCACCUUCAGCAUCCGUGUGCGGACAGGGUGGAGGCUGCUUCCCGGGUCGUCCUGGCCGGCUGUGACUUCCUGGACCAGAUUGCCGUGCUGAAGCAGAUGGGGGACAGCGCUGAGUCGCGUGUCGCAGCAGAUGCCAAUUCCUCUGUCAUCAGUUCCUUGCUGCUUCAGGCCAGCAGAGUGGCAUCUUUGCUGACGGACGGGUCUGGAACUGAUGCUCUGGUCCCCGCCAAUCCCGGCCAGGAAGAUGUGACAGCUUUGGUCACCUUGAAUGCCGACUCCGCGAUCCGGCAGAUCCUUCAAGAUGAAGACUUCAUGCGUUGCUUGGACGUGACGGUGCAGAACAUGACGCAGGCUGUCAAAGAGGCUCAGGGUGCGGCGACGGCUGCCGUCAAAGAUUUCCACUACGGCGGGCCAAAGUAUUGGAAAGCUGAGCUGGCGGAUGACGUCGACAUAUCCAAAGUGCUUGAGUGUGCAACAAACACCAUCGAUGCCAUUGAUGGAGAUGAAGCAGAGGAGGCGAUCAACCGUCUGAAACAGGCUCUGUCCAAGUGCGACGAUUUCAUCGGCAAGGCCACCUUUUACGGGACCGUGAUGCCUCGGGUCACGGAUUUCAAGGGUUUCGUGGAUGGCUCGAAGGUCCUUGUGAAGAGAUGCGCGGCCCUCUCUUGCGAAUCUUUGCUCGCCUUUGCCCACGUCAGCUGCAAGUCGAUUGAGUGGCAAGCGAGGCUGAUCCGACAUCAGCUCACAGAAAUCAUGAUCGGCAACAUCGAUGAAGCGGACCUGCAUCCGGUCCUGCUGCAGUCAGCAAAGUCUCUGGUGAACCAGGUUGGCAAGCAAGCCAGGGAGGAGAAAGACAGCAAAACCAACGCCCCGACGGCAUCCCAGGCUGGCAAGCAAAGCAAGGAGGAGAAAGGCAGCAAAACCAAGGCCCCGACGGCAUCUCAGGCUAGCAAGCAAGCCAAGGAGGAGAAAGACGACAAAACCAAAGGCCCCGACGGCAUCUGCUGA
This is a messenger RNA of Symbiodinium sp. CCMP2456, 2622 nucleotides long. The record is from the annotation of a GenBank genome assembly. NCBI's taxonomy places the organism in Eukaryota, Dinophyceae, Suessiales, Symbiodiniaceae.